GCGCGCUUUCCGGCCGGCUUUGCGGCCGCGCUGCCGUAUUCCCGCGGGGCGCCCGAGUCCGUUCCCGGCCGGGCCGCGGGUGGGUGGCGGGGGCUGCCGUGGCUGGCAUGAGCCGCGCGGCCGGCGGAGCAGGGGAGCCGAGCGGGAGCCAUGGCCAGUACGGUGGUCGCCGUUGGACUGACCAUUGCGGCGGCAGGAUUUGCAGGCCGCUAUGUUUUGCAAGCUAUGAAACAUAUGGAACCUCAAGUAAAACAAGUUUUUCAAAGUCUGCCAAAAUCUGCCUUCAGUGGGGGCUAUUAUAGAGGUGGAUUUGAAACCAAAAUGACAAAACGGGAAGCUGCAUUAAUACUAGGCGUCAGUCCUACUGCCAACAAAGGAAAAAUAAGAGAUGCCCAUCGACGGAUUAUGCUUUUAAAUCACCCAGAUAAAGGAGGAUCUCCCUAUAUAGCAGCCAAAAUCAAUGAAGCUAAAGAUUUACUAGAAGGUCAAGCUAAAAAAUGAAGUGAACUUGAAUUUUAA
This is a messenger RNA of Sorex araneus (European shrew), 519 nucleotides long. It is a transcript of the gene DNAJC19, whose product is annotated as DnaJ heat shock protein family (Hsp40) member C19. Gene Ontology annotation, molecular function: ATPase activator activity. Gene Ontology annotation, biological process: protein import into mitochondrial matrix. The record is from RefSeq and is a predicted model, not a curated record. NCBI's taxonomy places the organism in Eukaryota, Metazoa, Chordata, Mammalia, Eulipotyphla, Soricidae. The transcript has 6 exons. Gene Ontology annotation, cellular component: PAM complex, Tim23 associated import motor. The coding region runs from base 151 to 501 and encodes 116 amino acids.